Molecule: messenger RNA, 1802 nt
Organism: Gamsiella multidivaricata
Lineage: Eukaryota; Fungi; Mortierellomycota; Mortierellomycetes; Mortierellales; Mortierellaceae
Product: catalase
Exons: 3
Coding region: 227-1678 (483 amino acids)
Biological process (GO): response to hydrogen peroxide; hydrogen peroxide catabolic process
Cellular component (GO): cytoplasm; peroxisome; mitochondrion
Molecular function (GO): catalase activity; heme binding
Source: RefSeq, a predicted model, not a curated record
UAGAGGACAUUAGGGUUCCGGAGGUCCGAGAUCGUGUCGCCCACUAAUCCACACGGGCACUCCGACCCAUUUUUUUUUUUCCCUUUUAUGAGCUUCGGAGGAAAAGGAACAGAAGGUUCCUUCGGCCUUAAAAACCACAGUAGUUGUUGGCAGUUUUCUUCUUCUUUUCUCUUCUUCUUCUUGUUCAUCCACCCACACCCUUCGCAUCCCUCCACACUCAUCAACAAUGGCCUCCACCCUCACCACAUCCAACGGAAACCCCGUUGAGGACAACCAGAACUCCAUCACUGCUGGUCAGUUUGGUCCCAUUCUUCUCCAGGAUUUCGCUCUCAUCGACAAGCUGUCCCACUUUGACCGCGAGCGUAUCCCCGAGCGUGUUGUCCACGCCAAGGGUGCUGGAGCCCACGGUUACUUCGAGGUCACCCACGACAUCACCAAGUACACCAAGGCCAAGUUCUUGAACCGCGUCGGCAAGCGCACCCCUCUUUUCACCCGUUUCUCGACUGUCGGAGGCGAGAAGGGCUCUGCCGAUACUGCCCGCGACCCCCGUGGUUUCGCCGUCAAGUUCUAUACCGAGGAGGGUAACUGGGACAUGGUCGGAAACAACACCCCUGUCUUCUUCAUCCGUGACCCCAUCAAGUUCCCUGACUUCAUCCACACCCAGAAGCGCAACCCCCAGACCAACUGCGGUGAUCCCGAUGCCUUCUGGGACUUCAUCUCCCUCGUCCCCGAGACCCUUCACCAGGUCACCAUCCUCUUCUCCAACCGCGGAACUCCCGAUGGCUACCGCCACAUGCACGGCUUCUCUUCCCACACCUUGAAGCUCGUCAACGAGGCUGGUGAGACUCACUUCGUCAAGUGGCACUUCAAGUGCGACCAGGGCAUCAAGAACUUCAAGGCUGCCGAGGCUGGCAUCCUCGCCUCGACCGCACCUGACUAUGCCACCGCUGAUCUCUUCAACGCCAUUGCCAAGGGCGACUUCCCCUCGUGGUCGGUCCACAUCCAGGUCAUGACCCCCAAGGAGGCCACGACCUACCGCUGGAACCCCUUCGAUGUCACCAAAGUUUGGUCUCAGAAGGAUUACCCCCUGAUCCCAGUCGGAAAGAUGGUUCUCAACCGCAACCCCGACAACUACUUUGCCGAGGUCGAGCAGGCUGCCUUCUCGCCCUCGCACAUGGUCCCCGGUAUCGAGGCCUCGACCGAUCGUAUGUUGCAGGGUCGUCUCUUCUCGUACCCCGAUACCCACCGCCACCGUCUGGGCACCAACUAUCAGCAGAUCCCCAUCAACGUCCCCUACAACGCCCGCAUUGCUAACCAGCAGCGCGAUGGUUUCAUGGCCGUCAGCGGCAACGGUGGGGCUGCUCCCAACUAUGAGCCCAACUCGUUCGGAGGCGCCAAGCAGACCUCCGUCAGCAGCACUUAUUCGAGCUUUGAAAUCAAUGCCCUCGCUGCUCGUCACAUCAUCCAGCUGUCUGAUGAGGACUUUGUCCAGCCCGGUGAUUUGUACCGCUUGUUGAGCGCCGAGGAGAAGUCAGACUUGAUUGAUAACAUGGCCGGUAACUUGAAGAACGCCAAGGCCUUCCUUCAGGAGCGCCAGGUCGGACACGUCAAGCGUGCUGACAAGGAAUGGGGUGCCCGUCUCGAGGCCAAGCUUAAGGCUCUCCAGUCCAAGGCCUAAGUCUCUGUCGUGCUAUCUUUUUACAUAUAUCUUGUCUAUAUUGUUCUUUCUCCUUAGUCCCCUCGCCCGUUUCUCGUAAAUAAAACCAAAAAAUAAAAUAAAUAAGAAACACAGAUAUCUGUGU